GACUUCCCGGGCAGCCUCCCGGGAGGAGGAGGGCAAAGGCCGGCUGCCCCAACCCGGCCCCGCCAGCGCCUACGGGUUUUGUACCAGACAGGCCGUUUCCAGGGACAGGCAGUUCCCAGCCUCUGCCCGUCAGAACUCCGGGGCUCAGAGGAAGGCCGGUUUCGUUCAGCUCUAAAACAACGAAACAAAACAAAGCAAUGUGGGGCGCGGUGUGACUUAAGAGAGCGCCAGGAAGGCGCGCCUUUGGUGACAGUUUCUGCAGACUGGGCCUGUGGGGGAGUGAGGGGAGGGGAGUUAGCGCCGGACGUGUGGCAGGUCCCACCAGGGCGUGUGGCCUGGCUGUGCCCAGGGAGUGGAAAUGUCAUGAGGAAGAUGCCCCAGAUCUGGUUAACGCUGAAGGUUAAUGGGGAAGGGCAGAAUGCAGAAAAGGAUGUCGCCCAGCUGAGGAUGCUUUAGGCAAAGGCCUCACCUCUUUCAGCGGAACAGGGCCUAAGAGGAGGAGCCCCGGUGUGGGCAGCUGGAGCCUUCAGAGUCUCUUCAGGGGAAGAGUCCACAUUCCACCGAGCCAUGUCCCGAAGAAGCCAGCGCCUCACACGCUACUCCCAGGGGGACGAUGAUGGCGGCAGCAGCAGCAGUGGAGGGAGCUCGGUGGCCGGGAGCCAGAGCACCCUGUUUAAAGACAGUCCUCUCAGGACCUUGAAGAGGAAAUCCAGCAACAUGAAGCGUCCAUCCCCAGAGCCACAGCUGGGCCCGUCCUCCGACCCACACACCUCCUACUACAGUGAGUCGCUGGUCCGCGAGUCUUACAUCGGCAGCCCGCGGGCCGCGUUCCUGGCCAGGAGCGCCCUGGAGGAACUGCACAGUGAUCCCGACUGGGGCGAUCACUUGCGGGUGCGGAAGAGGAGAGGCACAGGCGGCUCCGAGAGCAGCAGGGCCAGCGGGCUCGUGGGGGUCAAAGCCACGGAGGACUUCCUGGGCUCUUCCUCAGGCUAUUCCUCUGAGGAUGACUACGUGGGCUACUCGGAUGCGGACCCACAGAGUUCUGGCUCACGGCUCCAGAGUGUCGUCUCGCGGGUGGGCUCCUUACUGUGGAUGGUGGCCACGUCACCAGGCCGGCUCUUCAGACUUCUCUACUGGUGGGCUGGUACCACCUGGUACCGUCUGACCACAGCUGCCUCCCUCCUUGACGUCUUUGUUUUAACCAGGCGCUUCUCGUCCCUGAAGACAUUCCUCUGGUUCAUGCUGCUGCUGCUUUUGCUGACGUGCCUGACGUAUGGCGCUUGGUAUUUCUACCCUUAUGGGCUGCAGACAUUCCACCCCGCUCUGGUUUCCUGGUGGACAGCGAAGGACAGCAGGAGGGAGCAUGAAGGCUGGGAAUCCAGAGACUCCUCACCACAUUUCCAGGCUGAGCAGCACGUUCUGUCCCGGGUGCACUCUCUGGAGCGGCGUCUGGAAGCUCUUGCUGCUGAAUUUUCCUCCAACUGGCAGAAGGAGGCUAUGCGGCUGGAGAGGCUGGAGCUGCGGCAAGGGACCCCUGCCCAGGGAGGCAGUGGUGGCCUGAGCCAUGAGGACACCCUGGCGCUGCUGGAGGGGCUAGUGAGCCGCCGUGAGACUGCCCUGAGGGAGGAUUUCCGCAGGGAAACUGCUGCUCGCAUCCAGGAAGAACUGGCUGCCCUGAGGGCAGAACAUCAGCAAGACUCAGAAGACCUCUUCAAGAAGAUCGUCCGGGCCUCCCAGGAGUCCGAGGCUCACAUCCAGCAGCUGAAGUCAGAGUGGCAAAGCAUGACCCAGGAUGCCUUCCGGGAGAGCUCUGUGAAGGAGCUGAGGCGGCUGGAGGACCAGCUGGCCAGCCUGCAGCAGGAGCUGGCGGCUCUGGUGCAGAAGCAGAGCUCAGUGGCUGAUGAAGUGGGCCUGCUGCCCCAGCAGAUCCAGGCCGCGCGAGAUGACGUGGAAUCUCAGUUCCCAGCCUGGAUCAGUGAGUUCCUUGCCCGAGGCGGCGGGGGCCGCGCGGGGCUCCUUCAGAGAGAGGAAAUGCAAGCUCAGCUUAGAGACCUGGAGAGCAAGAUCCUCACCCACAUAGCAGAGAUGCAGGGCAAGUCGGCCAGAGAAGCUGCAGCCUCCCUGGGCCUGACGCUGCAGAAAGAAGGCGUGAUUGGAGUGACAGAGGAGCAGGUGCACCGCAUCGUGAAGCAGGCCCUGCAGCGCUACAGCGAGGACCGCAUCGGGCUGGCGGACUACGCCCUGGAGUCAGGAGGGGCCAGCGUUAUCAGCACCCGAUGUUCUGAGACCUACGAGACCAAGACGGCCCUCCUCAGCCUCUUCGGCAUCCCCCUGUGGUACCACUCCCAGUCACCCCGCGUCAUUCUCCAGCCAGAUGUGUACCCAGGCAACUGCUGGGCCUUCCAGGGGCCACAGGGCUUUGCUGUGGUCCGCCUGUCUGCCCGCAUCCGCCCCACGGCUGUGACCUUAGAGCAUGUGCCCAAGGCCUUGUCACCCAACAGCACCAUCUCCAGUGCCCCCAAGGACUUUGCCGUUUUUGGAUUUGAUGAAGACCUACAGCAGGAGGGGACACUUCUUGGCAAGUUCACUUACGAUCAGGAUGGCGAGCCCAUUCAGACGUUUCACUUUCAGGCCCCUAUGAUGGCCACGUACCAGGUGGUGGAGUUGCGGAUCCUGACUAACUGGGGCCACCCAGAAUAUACCUGCAUCUACCGCUUCAGAGUGCAUGGGGAGCCCGCCCACUAGCCCCGCUUUCUGGUGCCUGCUGCCAGCCAUCUGGGAGUAGGUGAACAGCACCUCACCGCUUUCCCCACACGCUUGCUCGGCGCUGUGACUUCCAGGAGCAUGAGAGGAGCCUGUGGCCCCACGGAGAUGAGCAGGAUAAGCAGGGUCUCCUGAGCAGCAGGUGGCUCGAGGCAGCCAGCAGCCUCCGGCAGCUCCCUUCUUCCUUCCCUCCAUGCCAGUGGUGUCUGCUUCCCCUCCUGGGAAUGUGUAUAUAUGUAGCAUAUCAUGGGGUACUGGGAAGUUGGGAGAGGUGAGACCUGGCUGCCGUUACCUGGGGUCAGGGGCUGGUGCCCAGGAGCUGCUACAGGGAGGCCCAUGGAUGAAGCAGGUGUCAGGGCUGUCAGAGGGGCAAGCUAGGGCCUGGGCUAGGUGAGCUGCCCUGUGCAGGGAAGCAAGGCCUUCUGGGAGGAGAGUAUUCAGCUCCAGGGCAGGAUGGGACUCUCCCCAGGCAAGAAGCACCUGAUGUAGGGGUGCCCUCCACCUAAAGCCUGAACCACAGGGUUCCUGAGGGACUUCUACAGAAGCAUGUAUUUGCCCCGGGGACAGUAGCAGUGGGCCAUGGGGCUUCUUGUGCCCUAAUGGGGACUAGCUCCUGUGAGCUUCUAAGGGGCCCAGGGCCAACCCUGUUGGCUUCCCCUUUGCUGGGGACAGUAGUUGCUUUUCUCUCCUGAUGCUGGGUUGGGGCCCACCCUGCUCCGCAUUCCUGCUGGGGCCUGCUAGUGCCCCUGAGCUUGCUUUCCACAUUCUCCUAGGGUGCAGAGACGCAGACCUGUCUUUAAGGCCAUUAGCAUCUGGGGUUAGCAAGAAUAGUGGGGAGCAUGGAACUCCCUGGGCUCUGUGGGGACAUUCAGGUUAUCAGGGUGGGAGGUCUGUCUGCACUGGCCCCCUCAUUUAACCGGGCCCUGAUGUAGAGAUGCUCUACUCGGGCUGGCCACCUUGGGCUUUCGCAGCCCUUGUUCAGGUAGUCUCCUUUCUGGUUUGUUCUCUAUGGGGCAGUUGGUGGGGGCCGGGGGCAGAGGCUAGCGGAAGUUACCCUGGGUAGGAAAGGGGGCAAAGGGGACUUUUAAAGCCAGCAGGCCCCACUGUAUUAUGUAUAUAUUUUUCAAGGUCUGUUUUUCUAACUAAAAAGCUAAGGGCUUGGUUCCUACCCCCGUUCUGUGGGGCACUGGGUGAUACUCAGUUCCUUGUUCCUGGCAAUGGAGGGGCUUGGGGCACUAGUUCUGGCUGUGUUUGGUGGUCUGGCUGUGGGGAAGGGGCAAGAGGGCAGGCAGGCCCCUUCACUGCAGUGCUGAGCCUCGAUCUGCUCUGGAGCACAAGGCUGGACAGUGGUGGUCAGGCCACCCCUGCUCCAUCCCCAGGCAGCCAGGCUUUGUUUUGUGCUCUCCUGUCACAAAUGCUGCACUAUUGGUUCUUAGGUUUUUUAUCUCCAGAUCCUAAUUUAUGUCUAUGCAAAAAAUAAAUGAUGCCCAAGAGCUGUGG
Molecule: messenger RNA, 4263 nt
Organism: Saimiri boliviensis boliviensis (Bolivian squirrel monkey)
Lineage: Eukaryota; Metazoa; Chordata; Mammalia; Primates; Cebidae
Source: RefSeq, a predicted model, not a curated record